UACGCGUCUCUACCUCAGCAACCGAGCCAGCAGAAAUCACGUGACUCCAUAUCUACCUGCUAAGUAAAUAGUCGCCCACCCCCCGUGAACGGGAUUUUGACUCUCAAAUUAAUACAUAAGUUCAAACAAAAAGAAAAAAAGAACAAGAAGAAGACAAACUCAGAGGAGUGCAGCCGAUUACACAUCUCAGUCUGAAUCCUUACAGGGAGCCAUGGCCUGGUUCUCUCCCUUGACGCCCAUCUUUGUCGCAGUACUUUGUGUCGUGAUUGCAUUUCUCAUGAAGGGCUUCAAAACUGAAAAGAGGGAGAAGAAAGCUCAGGCGGCGGUCACUUCCAAAUCACGACCGUGGGUGGACGAAGAUCUAAAAGACGAAACUGAGCUGGACACCGGAGAUCAGGCCCAUGAGGACUGGGUAACCGAGGAGGACGACGUCUCUCACAUCCCCUUCUCCCCAAUGCGGCUGACUGAAGAGGAAAUGCUGCACAGAUCUCAGCAGUUUUUCCAGCUGAUGAACAGCAGGAGAAGCGUCAGAUUCAUCAGCUCCAAGCCAGUGCCAAGGGAGAUAAUCGACAAUGUCAUCAGAACCGCAGGCACUGCCCCUAGUGGUGCUCACACAGAGCCCUGGACCUUUGUUGUGGUGUCUGACCCAGAAACAAAGCAUGGGAUCCGAGAAAUCAUCGAGGAGGAGGAAGAAAUCAACUACCGGCAGAGAAUGGGAGAAAAGUGGGUCAAGGAUCUGAAAAGGUUGCGGACAAACUGGGUCAAGGAGUACCUGGACAUUGCCCCCUAUCUGAUAUUAAUAUUUAAGCAGGUCUACGGAUUGAUUUCUAGUGGACAAAAGAAAACCCACUACUACAACGAGAUCAGCGUGGCCAUCUCCUGUGGGAUUCUGCUCGCUGCACUGCAGAACGUCGGGCUGGUGACUGUCACCACUACGCCUCUAAACUGCGGGCCACGGAUUCGAGUUUUGCUGCAAAGACCUACAAACGAGAAGCUGCUGCUGCUGCUGCCGGUGGGCUAUCCGGAGGAAGGAGCUACCGUGCCGGGUCUGACUCGCAAGAAGCUGGAGGAGAUCAUGGUGACCGUCUGAAGAAAAAGAAAGAAAGAAAGAAAGAAAGAAAGAAAGAAAGUCCCCGUAUCUUGAAACACCAUUGUAUGCUAUUAAUUGUGCCAUAGCUGCCGUACGCCCAUUACUUUUGCAAUUCCAAAUACUAUUUUCAUAACAAUUAAUAUGUUUAAUCAAAUUCUUAAGAAAAUAGGGAAAUGUUUAAUAAUGUAUAAGCUGGUUAUGAAUAGCCCACCCAUAAUUUUGAGGGACUCUUUGGAUGAAUUCACAUAUUAAUAUUGCAUUGCUGAGAACUUUGAUUUCAAUUUUAAUAUUUGUGUGUAAAGUAUAAAACAAAUAUAAUAAAAUAAAGCCCUAAACAUGA
Molecule: messenger RNA, 1430 nt
Organism: Polypterus senegalus (gray bichir)
Lineage: Eukaryota; Metazoa; Chordata; Cladistia; Polypteriformes; Polypteridae
Gene: iyd
Product: iodotyrosine deiodinase
Exons: 5
Coding region: 212-1090 (292 amino acids)
Molecular function (GO): oxidoreductase activity
Source: RefSeq, a predicted model, not a curated record